This is a messenger RNA of Diplodia corticola, 1296 nucleotides long. Its product is annotated as salicylate hydroxylase. The transcript is spliced from 7 exons. The coding region runs from base 1 to 1296 and encodes 431 amino acids. Gene Ontology annotation, molecular function: FAD binding; monooxygenase activity. Lineage: Eukaryota; Fungi; Ascomycota; Dothideomycetes; Botryosphaeriales; Botryosphaeriaceae. The record is from RefSeq and is a predicted model, not a curated record.
AUGGCCGACUCUUCUGCAAACCUCAAGGUGCUCGUCGUCGGGGCAGGCAUCGGCGGCCUCUCCGCUGCCAUCGCUCUCCGCCAGCAGGGCCACCACGUCGAGGUCUUCGAGAAGUCCCGCCUGGCCAGCGAAGUGGGCGCAGCCGUCCACUGCGCCCCAAACUGCACCGCCCUGCUCAACCGCAUGGGAAUCUACCCGGACACUUUCGGCGCAACUGUGAACGAGAGCAUUAACUUCCGGGAUAAGGAUGCCGUUUCCCGCUUUAGCAAAGCUUACGCCGACGAGCGGAGGCACUGGCAGGCCGAAUAUUAUCUCGUCCACCGCGUCGACCUGCACACCGCGCUCAAGGACAAAGCACUCUCACAGGACGGCCCGGGCACGCCUGCCACCCUGCACACCGCAUGCGCCGUGACCGACGUCGACUGCGACUCGGCCACCAUCACCUUCGCCGACGGCACCACCGCCACCGGAGACGUCGUCGUCGCCGCAGACGGCAUCCACUCCCGAGCCCGCAGUGCUGUAGUCGGCCGCGAAGUCCCGCUCUUCACCUCGGGCAAGUGCGGCUACCGCUGGCUGACCCCCACCCAGGCUCUGCUGGAGGAUGAGGAGACCCAGAUCUUUGCCCAGGAGCCAGGCCAGGUCGUCCAGGUGGGUGGCGAGGGCAGCAAUGGCGACUUUCGGCGUAUCGUCUUCUAUCCAUGCUCCAACGGCAAAAUCAUGAACGCCAUCGCUUUCGUGCCUACGCCAGAGGUGGGUCCCAUCCAGAAAGGUCUGUCGGGAUACAACCAGUCGGCCAACAGAGGCAAGCUGAUCCAGCACUUCGACGGCUUCUCCUCGCCCGUCAUGCACAUGCUGGAGAAAGCCCCCGCCGAGGACGUGAUGCUCUGGGACUUGCUCGACAUGGAGGUCCUGCCCACCUUCAUACGCGGCCGCGCUGUUCUUCUCGGAGACGCCGCACACCCUUUCCUUCCAUACAUGGGCCAGGGCGCCGCCCAAGCCGUCGAAGACGCUGCUGCUCUGGGCGCCUGUCUUCCUGCUGGCACCCCGGCCGAAGAAGUCCCCCAGAGACUGCGCGUCUGGGAGCAGUGCCGAAAGGAGCGGGCGGAUUGGGUUCAGGAAGUAACCAGGGUUCGAGGCAGGGAUCCCAAUGGGAAACAAGGUCCACCCCAGACUCCCGAAGCCUUCGCUGACGCACUCGAGCGUUGCGUCUCUCACAAUGCUUGGGAUCACGCCAUGAGUGUCAUGAACUCUUUGGCCGAAGGGCGAAACGAUGAAAGGAUAGCAGCUUCGCUUUGA